Molecule: messenger RNA, 5234 nt
Organism: Nerophis lumbriciformis (worm pipefish)
Lineage: Eukaryota; Metazoa; Chordata; Actinopteri; Syngnathiformes; Syngnathidae
Product: cadherin-24-like
Biological process (GO): cell morphogenesis; cell migration; cell-cell adhesion mediated by cadherin
Cellular component (GO): catenin complex; adherens junction; plasma membrane
Molecular function (GO): calcium ion binding; cadherin binding; beta-catenin binding
Source: RefSeq, a predicted model, not a curated record
ACGGGAGAGAGAGAGGGAAAGAGAGAGAGAGAGAGGAUGGACCUGACUGAUAUCACAUGAACAUCAGUAUCUUACACACACGUUGGAGGACUUCAGCUGCGACUGAGAGGAUCAUCACCUUCACUCUGGUGAUUGAGGACGUGAACCAGGACGUGUGAAGAAGAGGAUGGACCUUCAUCAUCCUAUGAGAGUAGUUGAGUGAGACGACUGCAGUGUAGAAAUGAGAAAAGACUUUCUUCUCCUUCUUCUUCUCCUCCUGGAAGUAAAUGUUCUUGUCAUGAGAACAUCAGGCCUUCUUUCCUCACACCUUCACACUCCUCCUCAUCUGGAACACACUUUCAUACACCACACAGAAGGUCCUCCUUCUUCUUCUCCUCCUUCUUCUCCUUCUUCUUCUCCUUCUCCUCCUCCUUCUUCUCCUCCUCCUUCUCCUCCUCCUUCUUCUCCUUCUUCUUCUCCUUCUCCUUCUCCUCCUCCUUCUUCUCCUCCUUCUCCUCCUCCUUCUUCUUCUCCUCCUUAUCCUCCUCCUUCUUCUCCUACUUCUCCUCCUCCUCCUUCUCCUCCUCCUUCUUCUUCUCCUCCUUCCUCUCCUUCUUCUUCUCCUUCUCCUCCUCCUUCUUCUCCUCCUUCUCCUUCUUCUUCUCCUUCUUCUCCUCCUUCUUCUUCUUCUUCUUCUUCUUCUUCUUCUUCUUCUUCUUCUCCUCCUCCUUCUUCUCCUCCCCCUUCUUCUGCUUCUUCUCCUCCUUCUUCUCCUCCCCCUUCUUCUCCUUCUUCUUCUUCUUCUUCUCCUCAUCCUCCUCCUAUUUCUUCUUCUUCUUUUCCUUCUUCUUCUUCUAGUCUUUCUCCUUCUUCUCCUUCUUCUUCUUCUCCUUCUUCUUCUCCUCCUCUUACUUCUUCUCCUCCUCCUCCUCCUCAUCCUUCUUCUUCUCUUCAUCCUCCUUCUUCCUCUCCUCCUCUUUCUUCUUCUUUUUCUUCUGUUCCUUCUUUUUCUCUUCCUCCUCCUUCUUCUUCUCCUCUUUCUUGUUCUCCUCCUCCUUCUCUUCCUUCUUCUUCUCCUCCUCCUCCUCCUUCUUCUUCUCGUCCUUCAUCUUAUUCUCCUCCGUCUUCUUCUCCUCCUCCUCCUCCUUCUUCUUCUUCUCGUUCUUCUUCUUCUUAUUCUCCUCCGUCUUCUUCUCCUCCUCCUCCUUCUUCUUCUUCUCUUCCCUUUUCUUCUUCUCUUCCUUCUUCUUCUGCUCCUCCUCCUUCUUCUUCUUCUUCUUCUUCUCCCCUUCCUUCUUCUUCUCCUCCUCCUCCUCCUUCUUCUUCUUCUUCUCCCCUUCCUUCUUCUUCUCCUCCUCCUCCUUCUUCUUCUCCCCUUCCUUCUUCUUCUCCUCCUCCUCCUCCUUCUCAUCCUCCUCCUUCUUCUUCUUCUUCUUCUCCUCUUUCUUCUUCUUCUCCUCCUCCCCCUUUUUCUUCUCCUCCUCCUCCUCCUUCUUCUUCUCUUCCCUUUUCUUCUUCUCUUCCUUCUUCUUCUGCUCUUCCUCCUUCUUCUUCUUCUUCUUCUUCUUCUUCUUCUUCUCCCCUUCCUUCUUCUUCUCCUCCUCCUCCUCCUUCUUCUUCUUCUUCUCCCCUUCCUUCUUCUUCUCCUCCUCCUCCUUCUUCUUCUCCCCUUCCUUCUUCUUCUCCUCCUCCUCCUCCUUCUCAUCCUCCUCCUUCUUCUUCUUCUUCUUCUCCUCUUUCUUCUUCUUCUCCUCCUCCCCCUUUUUCUUCUUCUCUUCCUUCCUCUUUUUCUUCUCCCCCUUUUUCUUCUCUUCUUGCUUCUUCUUCUUCUUCUCCUCCUUCUUCUUUUUCUUCUCCUCCUCCAUCUUCUCCUCCUUCUCCUUCAGCCAAAACCUCCACCCUUGAACUCAGCAAGAGUGAGAGCAGCAUCUCCUGGAGGAGUGGAGAGGUCAAAGGUCAAAGGUCAGCAAGUCCUCGCAGGAUGUCGAGAAGAAGAAGGAGGCGAAGAAGGAGGAGAAGGAGGAAGAGGAGCUGGUUGUGGAACCAGUUCUUUGUCAUCGAGGAGUACAGAGGACCUGAACCAGUUCUCAUUGGACGACUGCACACGGACAUGGACCGAGGGGACGGACACACCAAGUACCGCCUGGAGGGCGAGGGGGCGGGGUCAGUGUUUGUCAUCGAUGGCGAUACAGGAAACAUCCACGUGACCAAGUCUCUGGACCGCGAGGAGAAGGACCGCUAUCGUCUGGUCGCCACGGCGACCGACCGCCUGACGGGCCGAGCGCUGGAACCUUCCUCCCAGUUCGUCAUCCGCGUGCAGGACAUCAACGACAACCCGCCCGUCUUCCCACACCCGCCCUACAGCGCCACCGUGCCCGAGAUGGCACACAUAGGCACGUCCAUCAUCCAAGUGACCGCCACAGACGCCGAUGAUGCAACGUAUGGAAACAGCGCUCAGCUGGUCUACACCAUCACUGAAGGACACAACUACUUCUCUAUGGACCCUCAGACAGGUGUCCUGAGGACCGCCGUGGCCAACAUGGACCGGGAGACUCAGGAGGACUACGUGCUGGUGGUCCAGGCCAAGGACAUGGGGGGCCACCAGGGGGGGCUGUCGGGGACCACCACCGUCACCGUGACGCUCAGCGACGUCAACGACAACCCGCCACACUUCAGGCGCAGCGCGUGGUCUUUCUCCGUGUCGGAGCUGGCGGCUCCGGGCGUGGAGGUGGGUCGCCUCACCGCCACCGACGCCGACGUGGGCGAGAACGCGCUGCUGGAGUUCAGCAUCAUGGACACGGAGGAGGCGCAGACCUUCAACGUGAGCGGGCGGGAGCGCGAGGCGGUCCUCGUGCUGAACAAGCUGCUGGACUACGAGAGCCGUAACUCCUACUCCUUCACGGUGGAGGUGAGCAACCCGGUGGUGGACGCUCGCUACCUGCAGAGAGGCCCCUUCAAGGACCAGGCCGUGGUGCGCGUCAUGGUUCUGAACGCCGACGAGCCGCCCCACUUCUCCCAGGCCCGCUACCACCUGGACGUGUCGGAGAACUGCCCCCCCGUCUGCGCGGUGGGCCGGGUGCACGCCGUGGACCCCGACACGGGCCAGAGCGCCAACGUCAGGUACUCCAUCGACCCUCAGUCGGACCCGGAGGCGCUGUUCCGCAUCGCCUCCGACACGGGCCUCAUCAGCGCCGUGGCCGAGCUGGACCGCGAGCGGGAGCGCUGGCACAACAUCACCGCCAUCGCCACGCAGAGAGACAACCCCGACAUGGUGUCCAGGGUGGUGGUCGCCGUGGAAACGCUGGACCAGAACGACAACGCGCCGGAGUUGGACAGAGAGUACAGAACGUCGGUGUGCGACUCCUCCGCCGCCGGACAGGUCAUCCAGGUCUUGCGAGCGGUGGACCGGGACCCGGGGGACCAGGACGGCCCGGUCCACUUCAGCAUCGCCCCGGAGUCAAGCUCCGCCCUCAAGGUGUCCAUCAGGGAGAGCGGAGGCGUGACGGCGAGUCUGGUGCUGCGCUCGGCCCUGGAGCCCCUCCCCCGCCACUCCUCCUCGCCGGCGACGCUGCGUGUACCGGUGGUGCUGCGCGACGCCGCCUCGGGCCUGGCCAGCACGGGCACGGUGACGGUGAGCGUGUGCCCGUGUCUGCGGGGGGGCAUGCGGACGGAGGCGGAGGCGCGCGAGCGGCGUUGGGAGAGGCGGGCGGUGUGUCGCCCGGCGCCCUCCGCCUCGCCCUCGCUGGUCCUCAGCCUGGUGGCCUGCAUGGCGGCGCUGGCCUGCGUCACCACCCUGCUGGUGGCGUGCGCGCUCUCGCUGUUGCUGCGCCGUCGCCAGCGAGACGCCCGCUCGGCCUGCGAGGACGAGGACGUGCGGGAGAACAUCAUCUCCUACGACGACGAGGGCGGCGGCGAGGCGGACACGGCGGCCUUUGACAUCACGGCGCUGCAGAGCAUGCACAGGAUUCAGCACGCCAGUGACAUAUGGCACACGCUGCAGACGGCGCCGCGGCCCAGAACCUACAGCCUCCACCCGGGCCUGGACCCUCAGCACCACCCGCUCUACGGCCGCCUCUGCUACAGCAUCCACACGCUGCCCGCGCUCACAGACCGCCACGUUGGCCCGAUGGAGGCCGGCGUGCCGCUCGGUCAGCUGACCCGGCGCCAACAAGCGGCGGCGCCCCCUUACGGAGCCCGGGUGGCCUUCGGGGCGGCGCAGCGGCGCCCUCCUGAGACCGAGGGCGGGGCUUCGAGCGAGGAAGGACGCGCCGCCGACGUGACGCAGAACCAGAACCUGGUUAAGACGACCCUGACCCAGCUGCAAAGUGGUCCUGCCAGUUCUGACCCGGCGGCGUCUUCCUUCCAAAGCCCCGGCAGCUCGUCGUCCAAUCAAACGCCGAUCAGCCCCGCCUCCAACGCCACACUUCCUGGUUUCCCUCAGAGCGACUCUUACAGCGUCGUGGGCUCGCUCAAAGUGGGCGGGGCCUCGUCGCAGCCGCGCAACACUUCCCACGAGGCGUCCCACCCGGUCUCCGGGGCCACCUUUGGCCUCGGCGGCGGGCGGGGCGCGGGGGCGGAGCCCUCGGGGACCCCCCGCCCGCCGCUGGCCGUGGAGGACCUGCUACGCUUCCGCCUGGACCGGGUGACCUCCGACCCCUCGCAGCCGCCCUACGACUCGCUGCAGACGUACCAGUUCGAGGGCCGCGACUCUCGCGCCGAGUCGCUGAGCUCGCUGGGGAGCGAGGCCACGACGGAGGAGGACAAGAUGGAGGAGGACAAGAUGGAGGAGGACAAGAAGGCGGAGGACAGGAUGGAGGAGGACAAGAAGGCGGAGGACAGGAUGGAGGAGGACAAGAUGGCGGAGUUGAACGUGAGGUUCCAGCGGCUGCUGGAGGUCAUCAGGGAGCGGAAGAGGAGGAAGGAGCAGGGAGAGGAGGGGCAGCACAAGGAGGCGCAAAGGUGGGACUUCUAGGAAAAAAGGGGGCGGGGCUAACGACACACAGUUAUCACUUUCACUUUCACUUUCACUUUGCACAGAAACCCCCCUUGUUAAUAAUAAAAGAAGCGCUGGGCUUUGGACACGAGACAAAGAAUCAAAUAUUGAUUGGAAUAUGCAUUGUUGGGAAAAAAAAAAAAAAAAAAAAAAAAGACCCUGGUCUAUUAUUGAUUGAUUAUUUAUAUUCAUCACGCGCCCUCUAGUGGCGGUGGUGAGUACUGCACUUGAAGUAAACAUGCUUUAGAUCAGGGGUGCUCAC